Schistocerca cancellata (South American locust) is the source of this 2835-nucleotide messenger RNA. RefSeq names its product protein sprouty-like. Gene Ontology annotation, biological process: multicellular organism development; negative regulation of MAP kinase activity; animal organ development. The annotation marks the transcript as partial. Gene Ontology annotation, cellular component: membrane; cytosol. The record is from RefSeq and is a predicted model, not a curated record. NCBI's taxonomy places the organism in Eukaryota, Metazoa, Arthropoda, Insecta, Orthoptera, Acrididae. The transcript is spliced from 2 exons.
UGCCCCGCGACGGCGGCGGCGCCGACGACGACGGCGGGGGCGGUGGUGGCGGGAGACGUCGUGACGCUGACGACGCCGCGGCCCGACACCGAGCGCGUCACUAACGAGUACGUGGAGACGCCGUUCCGGCCCGCGACGGCGGCACCGUUGCCCGCCGCCGGCAAGCUGGCCGCCGCCCCCAAGCAGCGGCACCACCCGCUGUCCCUGCAGCUGCCGCCGAGCCGCGACUCGGCCCGCGACCACCAGGCGCUGCACCUGCCCGUCGUCGUGGCGCCGGGCAAGAGGCCGCAGCUGCCGCCCGCGCCGCACCAGCACGCGCACCUCCUCCACCACCACCACCACCACCACCACCACCACCACCCGCACACGUUCGAGAAGGAGGGCCGCGGGUACCCGGGGCCGGCGGCGGCGCUGUCGGGCGGCGGCGCGGGCAGCCCGCCGUCGGGCUCCGCGUCGGGCUCGUCGUCGCCGGGCGGCCGCGGCUCGGACGGGCGCGUGGUGGCGGCGCUGGGCAGCCUGGGGCCGGCGGGCGGCGUGCCCGACUGCUUCCGCGGCUCCAUCAUCUGCCCCGAGUGCGGCCGCUGCCGCUGCGAGUCGUGCCGCAAGCCGCGCCCGCUGCCGUCGCGCUGGCUCUGCGACAACUCGUGCUACUGCUCGGCCGAGACGGCGCUCGACUACGCGACGUGCCUGUGCUGCGUGAAGGGGCUGUUCUACCACUGCUGCCGCGACCACGACCUGGAGGGCGCGGACGAGCCGUGCGCGUGCGGGCCGCCGCGGUGCGCGGCGCGCUGGGGCUGCCUGUGCGCGCUGUCGCUGGCGCUGCCCUGCCUCUGGUGGUACUGGCCGCUGCGCGCCUGCCUGCGCCUCUGCGAGGCCUGCUACCGCCGCCACAGCGCCGCCGGCUGCCGCUGCCGGCCCGCCAGCUCGCUGCUGCUCGCCGCCUCCCCGGACUUCUGACCUAUUUAUUUUUGUACCACUUACGCUCUAGUGUCGGCCGUAUCAGGGAUUAUACAUAUAUAUAUAAAUAUAAAUACAUACUCCUUUCCUCCAUUUGUAACGCUUCCGGAAAGCGAGGCGGAGCAAAAAAAAAAUAACAAAAAAAUGUCAGUGUAUACGUGGGCGCGCGCGUGUUCGUGUGUAUGAGAGUGAAUGAUCGACUGUACACACUUGCUUGCGAGAAAGAGAAAGAGACUGCAGUUUCGGACCGUGAGGCGCUAUCUUUCUCCGUCGCUGCCGGGACUCACUUUGGCAGCGAGCACUACCGUUUUUCUCCCGUCGUCCCGCCUGUCUUAAUCGACGCCGGAGCGACGGCCCGUCUUCUCCUCUCACCCUCCCCCCUCGUCCUCCCCUCCGCCGUCUCCUUCUCGGGGACCGUCUCCGGUCUCCGGAUUCGAUAACUAGCGCCCAGGUCCCGGCGGGAUUUCGCACCGAUCGGAAUCGGCCGUUCGAUAUUCCGGUCCCUGCGAAAUGGUGCCUUACCUGUUUGUCUACUGUUCGUCAAACUUAAUCGACUCUCCCACCCCUCUUGGCACUCUCACCUACACACACACACACACACACACACACACACACACACACACACACACACACACACACACGAAGUCACUACAUAGGUAACCUCACUUUGGAAGGCAAAUAUCGGAAUAAUUUUAAAAAAAUGUCACAAUACAUUACAGUACUGAACUUGCAUUUGGAUGGCAGUGGCAGUCGAGUUGUUGCGAACAGUCAAGCUCUAGUUUUGUGGGAUCUUUUUUUGUAAAGUGUACGAGAAUGUAUCGUGGUUGCAAGUUCCUAGAUAAUAUCUGAGAAUUGGAGUGGGUGAUGCUUUUUUUCUUCUUGUAUUUUGGGUCGGGCCGCUUUCAUUUUUUAAAAAAUCCCAAACAGGCAGCGGCGUAACGGUCGUUUCACGUACAGGCACCAGCUCUGUACGUUUCAGAUACGCACACACAAACAGGCACGUAGAAAGUGAGCGGCUCGUACAGUAGGUUUCCGGUCGAGGGACGUAUCGGGCAGUCGGGAAGUCUUUUUUUUUUUUGUAACUCGUAUAUGACGCGUUAAUCGUCAGUUGUAAUAAUUUCAGCUUUAAAUCAAACAAAAUCUAAAUAAAAAGUCUUUUUAUAGUCGAAACAAAUGGAACUAACUGUUAGUCAAUGUUUGUAUGUAGGGAAGAACUAAAUUUUAUCUACACGUAUCACUUAUGUUUCCUCUUGCCACAGUUUGUCAUUCCACCUGUCAAUCGGACGGGGAAAGGCGCAUCGGGAAUGUCGGUCGUAUUUUGGAGUAGCCGUCUAGGACGCACUGGAGUCCAAAUUACUGGCACACGGGGGAAGCAGCGAUGAUAAGUUUGUAGAUAAUUAUUUCUAACUGUAUUUAUGUAAAUUUGAAAUGUUCUGUAUAAAGACUAUAUAAUUUUAAUUUAUUUUUUGCACAAACACAAGAUUGCCAAACAAUUUUGUGUUUCGUUAAACAUACAAAAAUAUGGGGUACAAACUUGAAAUAACUCACCUAAUCUUACAUUUUCCUUUCAUUUUUGUCAGACUUUUAUUUUCAAAGGAUUUUUAUAGUAUUCUGAGUGAUUUUAAGCCGCUUACCUGUGCUGUCAAAGGAUGCGUCAUAGCAAACCAAAAUGUUGUUUAGUUUCUGGUCGCAUUAUGUUACUCACUGCCAUUAUUAGCAAAAAUGAGGAAAAAAGUGGCCUUCCUUUGGUUCUGUUUGAUUAUUUUGGGAAGUUGAUGGAUUGCAGACAAUCUGAAAUAUAUUUUGCAGUUUGGUGUAAGGUUAGUUAUUUGUACUCUAUGAAACAUAAUAUUAUGUGCUAGGAUUGUACCAAAGAUG